UGCGAGUGAGUCAGAAGGGAUCAGAUUACAAGAUCACUGAAACUGAUGUCGGAUCCGCACACACACGCACACACACACACAUACACACACGCAGACGGAGCCAGAGGCGCGGGCUGCUCCCCGCGGGAGGCGGGCAGGGAUAAACCACCCCCCCACCCCAUCCCCCCAACCCCCGUCCCUGUGCCGUGUGCCCCGUCCCGGGACAUGCCCGGCGGGGGGCGAAGGAGCCGCGGCGGCCCCGGCCGCUCUCGCCCAUGGGCAGCGCGGGGGCUCGGCAGCAGCCGCAGGUAUUAGUAUAAGGAGAGCUGAAGUAAUGAGAAGUCAUCAUGGAGGCGCAGUCCCAUAGCUCUACCACGACGGAGAAGAAAAAAGUGGAGAAUUCCAUCGUGAAAUGCUCCAGUCGAACAGAUGUCAGUGAGAAGGCUGUUGCCUCCAGCACAACUUCCAAUGAGGAUGAAAGUCCUGGGCAGACCUAUCGCAGAGAGAGAAGGAACGCGAUCACAAUGCAGCCGCAGGGUGGGCAAGGCCUCGGCAAGAUCAGUGAAGAGCCUUCCACGUCGAGUGAAGAAAGAGCCUCAUUAAUCAAGAAGGAGAUCCAUGGAUCUAUAUCGCACCUUCCCGAACCUUCUGUACCUUACCGCGGGACACUCUUUACCAUGGACCCCCGAAACGGUUACAUGGACCCUCAUUACCAUCCGCCUCACCUCUUUCCAGCAUUCCACCCUCCUGUACCAAUUGAUGCGAGACAUCAUGAGGGACGCUACCAUUAUGAACCAUCUCCCAUUCCUCCUCUGCAUGUGCCUUCUGCCUUAUCUAGUAGCCCAACGUACUCAGAGCUUCCGUUCCUUAGAAUUUCCCCACACCGAAAUCCUGCUGCAACAUCAGAGUCCCCCUUCAGCACGCCUCACCCGUACAUUAACCCCUACAUGGACUACAUCAGGUCCCUGCACAGCAGUCCAUCCCUCUCCAUGAUCUCGGCAGCCCGUGGACUCAGCCCAACAGACGCUCCACAUGCUGGCGUCAGUCCAGCUGAAUAUUACCAUCAGAUGGCUCUGUUUGCAGGCCAGCGCAGCCCGUAUGCAGACAUCAUUCCUUCAGCGGCCACUGCUGGAGCCAGUGCUCUUCAUAUGGAAUAUCUUCAUGCCAUGGAUAGCGCCAGGUUUCCGAGUCCGAGGUUGUCAGCUAGACCAAGCCGAAAGCGUACGUUAUCCAUAUCCCCCCUAUCUGAUCACAGCUUUGACCUUCAGACCAUGAUACGGACAUCUCCAAAUUCCUUGGUCACAAUUCUCAAUAAUUCUCGUAGCAGUUCCUCAGCCAGUGGUUCUUAUGGCCACUUAUCUGCAAGUGCAAUAAGCCCUGCUCUGAGUUUCACAUACCCUCCUACACCAGUAUCCCUCCAGCAAAUGCAUCAGCAAAUUAUAAGUCGUCAGCAAACUCUAGGUUCAGCCUUUGGACACAGCCCUCCACUCAUCCAUCCUGCUCCAACUUUUCCUACCCAGAGACCUAUCCCUGGCAUCCCCAGUGUCCUGAACCCUGUCCAGGUCAGCUCUGGACCUUCUGAGUCCACACAGCAGAAUAAACCCACAAGCGAAUCUGCAGUGAGCAGCACUGGAGAUCCCAUGCACAACAAGCGCUCCAAGAUAAAGCCCGAUGAGGACCUCCCCAGCCCAGGAGCAGGAAGUGUGCAGGAACAGCCAGAAGGAAUGACCCUGGUAAAAGAGGAAGGGGACAAAGAUGAAAGCAAACAGGAGCCUGAAGUGGUCUAUGAGACAAACUGCCACUGGGAAGGCUGUUCCCGGGAGUUUGACACACAGGAACAGCUAGUGCAUCAUAUAAACAAUGACCAUAUACAUGGUGAGAAGAAAGAGUUCGUGUGCCGAUGGCUGGACUGUUCCCGGGAGCAGAAACCAUUCAAAGCCCAGUAUAUGCUGGUGGUCCACAUGAGGAGACACACAGGGGAAAAGCCACACAAAUGCACUUUUGAAGGUUGUACAAAGGCCUACUCCAGACUAGAAAACUUGAAAACACAUUUGAGAUCUCACACUGGAGAAAAACCAUAUGUGUGUGAACAUGAAGGCUGCAACAAAGCUUUCUCCAAUGCAUCCGACAGGGCCAAGCACCAGAACAGGACUCAUUCCAAUGAGAAACCGUAUGUUUGCAAGAUACCGGGCUGCACAAAGCGCUACACAGACCCCAGUUCUCUCCGGAAACAUGUGAAGACUGUACAUGGCCCAGAGGCACAUGUCACCAAGAAGCAGCGGGGAGAUAUCCACCCGAGGCCUCCACCACCGAGAGACCCAGGCAGCCACUCUCAGACCCGAUCACCAGGCCAUCAGACUCAGGGUGCAAUUGGUGAGCAGAAGGACCUCAGCAACACUACCUCAAAGCGUGAAGAAUGCCUCCAAGUGAAAGCGGUCAAGUCAGAAAAACCAAUGACAUCUCAGCCAAGCCCUGGUGGUCAGUCUACAUGCAGCAGCGAACAGUCCCCCAUCAGCAACUAUUCCAACAAUGGGAUCGAGCUUACUCUGACUGGUGGUGGUAGUGUAGGAGACCUCAGUGUCAUCGAUGAAACCCCAAUCAUGGACUCUACCAUUUCCACAGCCACCACAGCACUUGGCCUACAGGCCAGGAGGAAUAUGACAGGGACCAAGUGGAUGGAGCAAGUCAAAUUAGAAAGGUUGAAACAAGUUAAUGGAAUGCUUCCAAGACUGAACCCCGUUCCACCUUCCAAAGCCCCGACCUUGCCGCCUCUCGUAGGAAAUGGUACCCAGUCAAACAGCAGCUGCAGCGUAGGAGGAUCCAUGACUAUUCUGCCAAACAGAAAUGAACUUUCAAGUACGGACAUCACUGUGUUGAACAUGCUGAACAGGAGGGACAGCAAUACUAGCACAAUCAGUUCAGCCUACUUGAGCAGCCGCAGGUCCUCUGGAAUCUCGCCUUGCUUCUCCAGCCGGAGGUCCAGCAAUGCCUCCCAGGCAGAGGGAAGACCUCAGAACGUGAGUGUUGCAGACUCCUAUGACCCCAUCUCAACAGAUGCCUCCCGGCGCUCCAGUGAAGCGAGCCAGUGUGAUGACCUGCCAAGUCUUCUCAGCCUCACUCCAGCCCAGCAAUACAGGCUGAAAGCUAAAUAUGCAGCAGCUACUGGUGGACCCCCACCAACUCCACUGCCUAAUAUGGAGAGGAUGAGCCUCAAAACAAGGAUGGCACUUUUGGGUGACUGCAGGGAGUCUGGAGUAUCUCCACUGCCCCCAGUGAAUGCCCCUCGAAGAUGUAGUGAUGGUGGGGCAAAUGGUUACAGCAGGAGGCAUAUUCUGCCUCAUGAUGCUCUAGGAAAUGGGACAAGAAGAGCCAGUGAUCCAGUAAGAAUGGCCUCUGACAACCUCUCUGUCCCUAGAGUCCAGCGUUUCAACAGUCUUAAUACCUUUAACCCUCCUGCACUGCCUCCAUCCAUGGAAAAGCGCAACCUUAUUCUUCAGAAUUAUACUCGUUCUGAGGGUGGCGUCUUCCAUGGCUUCAGCUCCCCCUGUCCUCCCAGCAUCAGCGAGAACAUUGCCCUGGAGGCUGCUACGAUGGAAGCGAGUGGCAGUCUGAAUGAUGAGGAUCUCCUGCCAGAUGAUGUGGUUCAGUAUCUGAAUUCCCAGAACCAGGGCAUGUAUGACCACUUGUUGAAUAAUGUCCUAGACAGCAACAAAAUGCAUCACAGCUCAGUGUUAGGAAAUAACAACCCCAGCAACUUUGACCAAGCCCCUCCACCAAGCAGUCAGCAGGCAGGUUCCGAGGCGAACAAGAGUGACUUGCCCAUUCAGUGGAAUGAAGUAAGCUCAGGAAGUUCUGACUUAUCUCCUUCAAAACUGAAAUGUGGUCAGCGCUCAGCAGUGCAGCAGACUCGGGCCUUUGGGCUCUAUAACGGUAUGAUGGCUCAGCAGCAAAACCUGGAGAGAAGCAAUGUGGCCCAGCACAACGGCUGUCACAAUCUAGUAGAGAACAAUGGUUCCUACAGUUUACAGCAAAACAUGGUUCUUGGCAGCGGAGCCCGUAAUUCUUUCAGCCUGCAGCCCAGUAAGCCUUACAGUGAAACCAUCAGCAGGCAAGCAGUGAUGUCUGGGGCAAUGGACAAUACCUGUGGCAUGGCAGUUCAAGGGCAAAAGCUGAGAAGCAGCAAUGUGCCAGUGAGUGGGAACCAGCAAAAUUUCAGCCAUCCCAUGGCCUCCAGCGAUCAAGCCACCAGUGUGGCAAAUGGGAUGCAGAACAGAAAUAUGAUGGAACAGGAAUAUUUGCAAAACCAGCCAGUCGGAGACAGCGUUCACUACCAGGAAGUCAAUCAAUCCGGUCAAAUGAUGCUAGGGCAGGUUAGUCCUACCUCACAAAACAGCCUGUAUCAAGGGCCACAGAGUUGUCCACCAAUGUCUCACACCAUUGGUAGCCAGCCUUCAAGUUUGGUGAUGGCCAAAAGUUACCAGCCUUGCUCUAAUUAUAGUGGCAACAGACGUCAAAAUGUGUUGAGAAACAACCUGGCACAACAGCAAGGACACGUAAGUGAUGGCAACCAGACAUACAGGGUAAACACUAUUAAGAUGGAAAUGCAAGGUCAAUCACAGCAGUUCUGCUCUAAUGUGCAGAAUUACUCUGGUCAGUUAUAUGACCAAACUACAGGCUUUAGCCACCAAGCUAUGAAAACAAGUUCUUUCUUUGGUUCGGAAGCUAACUGCCUGCUGCAGGGGACCGCAACUGCAAACUCUGCUGAACUUCUGUCCCCGGGGGCUAACCAAGUGUCGAGCACUGUUGACAGCAUUGACAGCAACAGCCUAGAGGGUGUGCAGAUUGAUUUCGAUGCUAUCAUAGAUGAUGGGGAUCACGUCAGCUUAAUUUCAGGAGCCCUGAGCCCGAGUAUCAUUCAGAAUCUCUCCCGCAAUUCCUCACGCCUCACCACUCCCCGAGCGUCUCUUACAUUCCCAGCUAUGCCCGUAAGCACAACUAACAUGGCUAUUGGGGACAUGAGCUCUUUGUUGACCUCACUUGCAGAAGAAAGCAAGUUUCUUGCUGUUAUGCAAUAGACAUUUAAAACAAAACAAAACAAAAAAACCUUAGGAGAUAACAGAUGAAAAAAAAAAAGACUCAUAUUUUUUAGUUGUGUAUGUAUUUUAGCAAUCUCAUCUCACCUAAAUGGGAUGCGUUUCAAGUAUAUUCCUUUUAUGGAAUAAGGACUCUGAAAACCCUAAAGUGUUCUAGGGAGAAACUGUCUUCCAUUUCAGUUUUGAAUCAGUAUUGCUACACCCAUUCCCCCCCUCUCUCUCCUCUCUCCCUUUUUGAAUGUCUGUAUGCUUCCUUUUUCUUCUUCUUCUUUUUUUUUUUUAAUUGUAAACCAAUGUAAACGUGUGAAGUGCAUGUUUUUGUUUUGUUUUGGGUUUUUUUAAAGAAAAUUCUGAUGAAAUGACUUUGCAAUUUUCUGUUACUCAAAAGAAAAUAGACCUUAUAAAACUGUUACAACUUUCCCCCCUGAACAUAUAGGCACAAAAUAACCGGACACAAUGUGAAGUGAGCAUACAGUCAUUAAAUCUUCUCUGGCUGCAGUGGAUACAUUGCACUGAGGUGGACAACCAGUUUACAAAUGCACUUCCACAGAACCUUAGGCUGUAGUUUCAAAGUCAUGGAGCACAAGAAAUUAGGAGGUUUAAACAAAUAAGAAAUGUAAAACCAUCUGCCCUUUGAUCCCUAGCAAAUGUUUAAGGUUUUUGUAAACACACAGAGAUAGCUGUCACUGCCUUCUUAAUGAUACUGGGAUUGUGUCAUGUUUAAUCCAUUUCAGAGGAAGGAAAGCACCAGAAAGCUAUUCUUAUUCCAACUCUUAUAUUUUGCAGUAUUUAAUGUUACCUCUUUCAGCCUUCUUUUUUUAAAUGACUGGAUAGUAAAAUUGUGAGUAUGUUUGGUGAUUUGAGUAGCCUAUAAUCCGUUCAUUGCAUACCACAUUUGUGGAGAGAUGAUCAGGGUCUUAUGGAGUAUUUCAUACAGUGAAAUAAUAAAAUUUCAGUAUUUCAUACUGGGGACUUUUCUUUUUUAAAUGCAAAUUGUUAAGAUUUAAUUUGCAGAGCCACUGGUUCGUUCUUGCAGUAACAAUUCCUUUGCCAUAAGAACUGUCUUCUGGACCCCUUUUAGCAAGUACAGCUCUGAUAAUCUUAAAUGUUUUUUUCCCAGUGUACCCAGGCUUUACAAAAUUCAAAAAUUUACACUGCCAUCAAAAAUGGCCAAGAAAUAAGCACAACAGCAAGUAUGUCUGGUAACUAAUCAAACCUCAAAAAGACCAACCCAACCUCUCUGCCGUGGUAUCACCAAUGAGCAUUUCAUUCCGUAGCAAAGCAGUGGGUCAAUGCCUAGGCUCAGUUAUACCAGCAAAAAUUGGAGCUAAUGCACUGUGUUUGUGAAGCUACUCACUGGUAGAGGUGAAUGGCAUUUGUUCCAUAAGCACUAGCUUUUCUACCUUGUUAUUUUGCUGUGUUGGGCUUCAUGUCUGCACCCCUGAAUACACAUUGCUACUGGGCAAACAGGUUGGGAUGGAGACCAAUUACAAGACCAGUAAGGUUUAAGUUUACCCACUCCUAGAAGCUGUGUUCGUCCAGCCCUCACAGGCUCCUCAGUUAAAUCCCGAUAGUAAAAUGCUGCUAUGGGUGUAAAUGGUGCAGGCACUUAGAGUCAUGGAUUUGACGUCUGUAAGUCAAUGAGAUGGGGGAGUAUGGUCAGUUUUGAAAUACAGAAAAACUUUAGCCCAGUCAAAAUUAGGAGCAGCACCAGAAAGUGAAGGUGGUUUCUACAGGCUAGAGGGCUGCAGCACUCUUUUUGGCUGUAUAAGAAGGUGAAAUACUAGCUGAUUCAGGACCUGGCAUUUGAGGAAUGUGUAGGAAUGCAGCCUCAGUGAAGCUGUAGGAUAGCACUGAUCUGUUAACAGCUGUUAGAAUCAGAGGAGGAAGCUGUAAAUCUGUAGGAAAACAUCAUGGGAGUCCAGUGCUGGGUCCAUAUUUGGGCUUAGCACAGCAUGUACCAAGUGAUUGCACUAUGAGCUGAAAAGUCAGAAAUCAAGACAAAUGUGAGUAUCCUACAGCUUUUAUCAUCAUCUAGGUCCUAUCUUCCUCCAUGUCUUUAGCAAGUGUUUCUUCCUUCCUCUGCCUCACACACACACAUUCCCUUGAGCUGCUCUUUGUCUUUUGUUGGUUCCCCUAGCUCCUUACCCACAACCAACUCUCACAGUUCUUCCACUGUGGUCCCUGUGCUGCAUGGGACACCAGCACAGCUCACCAUGGCAAAUGGCUGGUUUGCUCUUGCAGGGUGGCAAGCCUGCUCCCUUUUGCACUCUAGUCACCUAGAGGCCACCCUGUCAAGACCUGCUGACUGUACUCAGCCCUUGCCCUUGUCCUGCUGCCACAGUGAGGAGGGAUGCCUCUGCCCAGGCAGAUCACCAGGGAAGGAGGGAUGCUUCAGCAGCUGUGUUGUACAUUGCAGCGCUACAAUACAGCUCACACCCGUUCUGAGAAACAGCAGCAUAUGCAUGAGGAAAGGCUGUGCUGGAGACGUUUCAGAUGGUUCUUGGUAACCAAUCACUCGCUGUUUAUUAAGCCAUCAAUAACUUGUUUAUAAACAAUUUAAACAGGGAGACUUAUGACUAGCUUGGGAGUAGGUGGCUUGGGAGAGAAGCCUUUUAUUGUUAUAGAGCGAAUACAUUAAAAGAAAACCAACGAAAACUAUUUUUUUAAACACAGUUUUCCAGUUCAUAAUUGUAUUUGCUAGUCCAAUUGAAUCUGGGAAGCUAUUAACAGAUGUGAUCCAUCAGAGCUUAGAAGGAGCCAUUCAUAUUCCUUAAGGCUAAAAGGGACUGUUUGAGUAGCUAAUUUGCCUUCCUGGAUUUGACGAACCUUUGUCACUCACUUACCCCUGUCUUGGGCCAACAAUGUGUCUUGGCCAAAACCACAUACUCUGUUUUGAUUUGACGAAGUUGAAGAACAGAGACUCCACCACAUCCCCGGGGAGUUUGUACAAAUGGUUUAUCAUUUUCACCAUUAAGUGUAUGUGCCACAUGUCUAUUCAUGUGUCACUUUUCAGCUUUUAGUAUCUUCUUAUGCUUUCCUGGUUUAUGCUAAAAGCCUGUUUUGGUACCUCCGAGGGUAGCAAUACAUCAUAGCCCAGCUAUCUUGAGUUUUGGUUUUGUUAUGAUAGGAUAAACUGGGCUCUCUGAGCGUGUCAUUGUUAGACUGGACACCAGCUUUCAGUUGUUAACCUCCCUCUAAAUGUGUGGCAGUGUGCAGCAAGUCCCACCAACAUCACUCACAUGUUUACUGGCAUCCAGCUACACUUGCUCUUCCAGUUAGAGAGCCAAAACUUGCUUUUGUGUAACUGGCACAUCAGUUGCCAUCGCCAUAGCAGCUGGAAACCCACUGCUCACCCUAGAGUACUAGAAAAUGCAGAAAAUAUUGUGAAUUUCCUACUUUUAAAGCAUUGCGGCCUGAGUCUGACUCAUCUUUUCUUCUAAUGGCUCUGUGGGUGUCUUCUGGAUUCAUUACUGUUGGCCUUGGGCUCACCUGCCUGUGCACACAUAUUUCUCCCAUCGGUUUUACUUUCCACAAAGUAGGAUUUGCCAGCGAGAGUUCAUCCGUCAGGUACUCCUGGGUGUAAGAAAGGUGGUUUUGCAGAGAAGUCAGUGAGCUUCCAGAGGGGCUUUCCUGGCAAGUACAAAGGCCCCAUAUAUCCACAUGGCAGAUGAUGUUAUUCUCUCUUUGGAGAAUGGCCCCAAACGGUACGUGCAUUAAGGUGCUGACUGGCUCUGUCACUUCCAGUCAUUGCUUUUCCCUCACCUCUUGAUGUAAUGGCCAGUCGGCUCGCCCAUGCCUGCUGCACAAUGGCUCGUCCUUCUGAACAGCAGUGUUUAUGUUCUUGCAAUGUAUGUGCCUUAUUUUGUGUUGAUCCUGUAAAAGAGAGGGACCAAAAUGUGUUGCCAAAUUUUCCUGAUGAGGCUGUACUCGCCAUUCAGCUAAUAGCACAUACCACUGUUAAUAGUGUCUGAAACGUCUUGUAAACCUCUGGUAUUCACGUGUUAUUGUCCUUGGAUUGGUGGAAUGUCUCCUAUGGAACAGUUACUGUUGUCAGUCCUGCAGAUGUGUAAGAUAAAACUGUGUUCAUUUUUUCUUUUUUAUUUUUAGGUUUUUUUUAUAAAGCUUGUAAUCCUUUUUUUUUAAAAAAAGAAGAAAAUAUGUAAAUACAUUUACAUACGGUAGGAGUAGUGUUCAGCUGUAAUGGGCCUUAGUGGUCUUCAUUUGAUAAACCUGCAGUUAUGAUCUGAUGUUUCUCGAGCCUUAGGUUGAUCUGAAGGGUCUGUAGCACUGUGUACAUAUAAACUGUACUUCUGCUUUCAGAACCACUUAGCUCUUUUGUAACAAAGAAAACAAAUGUUUCUUACAAUGUCAAUAAAAACA
Messenger RNA from Cuculus canorus (common cuckoo), 9455 nucleotides. It is a transcript of the gene GLI3, whose product is annotated as GLI family zinc finger 3. The transcript has 15 exons. Gene Ontology annotation, molecular function: RNA polymerase II cis-regulatory region sequence-specific DNA binding; DNA-binding transcription factor activity, RNA polymerase II-specific. NCBI's taxonomy places the organism in Eukaryota, Metazoa, Chordata, Aves, Cuculiformes, Cuculidae. Gene Ontology annotation, biological process: regulation of transcription by RNA polymerase II; smoothened signaling pathway. The record is from RefSeq and is a predicted model, not a curated record. Bases 327 to 5054 code for a protein of 1575 amino acids. Gene Ontology annotation, cellular component: nucleus.